This is a messenger RNA of Acanthosepion pharaonis, 666 nucleotides long. Lineage: Eukaryota; Metazoa; Mollusca; Cephalopoda; Sepiida; Sepiidae. The record is from the annotation of a GenBank genome assembly.
AUGUUCUUUCUUUUUUUAUUUAUGUCUCAACUUCAAUUUUCCUUUCUAAAUUUCUUUUAUCUUGCUAUGACCUUUCUUUUUCUGUUUGUUCCUUUCUUCUUUCUUUCUUUCGUUUUUCUUUUAUCUCAUGAUAUCAUUCUUUUCUUCGUUGUAUUAUCUUUUCAUUCCUUUCUAUUUUUUCUAUUUCUAUUAUUUUUAUUACACAUGAUAUUUAUUUGCUGUCGCGUUGUUCCCUUUAUUCAACAAUUUCUUUUUUUUUUGUCAUUCCUUAUUUUUUUCUUUAUCUCGCAUUUCCUUCUUUCUGUUAGUUUUUCUUUUUUGUUGCUUCUUCUUUAUUUCUUUUUCAAAUUUCUUCCUUUCUUCAGAUGCAUUACAAUUGCUUCAUUCGUUUUAUUCAAUACUUUAAUCUUUUAUUUCUCAUUUUCAUUUCUCUUUCGGUUUUCUUUAUUUUUGUUUUCUUCGCCAUUUUCUUUUCUUGUCAUGUUUUCCACUCUAUCUCAUCCUUCCUCUCAUUCUCUCUCUUUGCAAUUAUUUAAUUUGUUCUUCUCUCCUUACGACUAUUUCCCAUCUCCUGUAGAAUAUUUUCAUUUUUCCUUUCGUUCAGUAAUGUCAACCCCAGUGAUCAUUAUCACUAGUGACGAUCCUUUAUCAAUGACUUCUAAUUAA